AUGGCCCACAGAGCGUCUGCGGCCGCCUUGGCGGUCGCAUCGGCGGCCGCCCUGGCGAUGUCCGCCGGUGGUUUCCUUUGCUUCGUGGGGCCGAUGUCUGAACAGGCGAGGUCCGCAUCCCUCAGGGCACAUGCUCGCCGCGCCGAGGCACCGGCUGGCACCGCGCCUUCCGCCUCGUGGAGUGCGGGUGCCACAGCAGUGGCUGCUGCGGCUUUGGCAGCGGGCGCCUCGCUGCGCCUUGUUAACAGCCGACAGGGCCGCGCACCGACGCGCACUGGGCAGCCGCUUGCUGGCGGUUCCUACGUGCCCGUGGUCCCCAGCGCUAGCACUGAUGCGGCCACGGUCAUGCAGGCCAACACGCGGAAGUGGGGCCCCGUCUUCAACUACAACGAGUCCCUCUUGAAAUCGCCACCUCAGCCCAGGAAAGGCGACUACAGCAAAGAUCGGAGGAAGGCCUUGUGGCUGAAAUAUUCCCUCGACACCAAGAUGUAUGGGCGCAAGCGAAACUGCCGGGUGAAAUGCAAGCUCAAGAUUGCGUGCCAGACUGGAGACCUUCGAACAGUCCGGGAGAUGAUCGAAUCUGGCAGCGUUGAUGUCAACGAGCCUGAGAUUGAUGGCGAUCAGGGUGCAGGGGCCACGGCCGUCAUCGAGGCGGCCUACGGACAGCACCUCGAGGUUGUCAAGUACUUGAUCUCGCGCCGAGCGGAUCUAACGAUCGGCACCCGCGACGAGAAUGCGACCGCCUACGAUUAUGCCAGAGACGGUGUUCUCGCCUUCUUGAGAGAUGCAGAAGCCCUGGCGCGCUGCCGGGCAGAAGGCGACGCCUGGCUGGCGGACAAGGAGGCUGAGCGGAAAGCCGAAGAGCGGAAGGCUGCGAAGCCCUACAUCGAAGAAGCCACGGAGGAGCUGCGCGCAGAGUUGACUGCUGCUCACGCAAGCAUCUUGGCCGAGAUGUUGUGGGGGGACGUGAGAGAUGCACAGGGGUCCUGCUCCGUGUUGCAGAUCUUGCAGCUUCAAGAGCUAGGCCACCGCAUUGCCAAGCAGGCGGUGAUGUACGCCCUGAAGAUGAGAUACCGCUCCCGCCGCGUCUUCAAGCGCACUCGCCGCGAGCUGUGGAUCAAGCGUGUCAGCAACAACUCCAAGCUGCACGGAGUCCGGUACAACGUGUUCAUCUGCCGGCUCAAGGAGAAGAACAUCAAUAUCAAUCGCAAGAUUUUGUCCCAGCUGGGCGUCUAUGACCGGGCGGUCUUUACGAACGUUCUUGAGACCGCCAUCCCCGAGUGGAAGCAGCUGAAGGAAGAGGCGGACAACAGAGGUAAGAAGAAGGAGUACACCGUCAAGGAGUUGGACGACAUCGCCGUUCCGUGA
Messenger RNA from Symbiodinium sp. CCMP2592, 1368 nucleotides. NCBI's taxonomy places the organism in Eukaryota, Dinophyceae, Suessiales, Symbiodiniaceae. The record is from the annotation of a GenBank genome assembly.